AUGCGACCCUUCAAAACUUUAAAUUCCAUAUUGCCAGAGUUGUACAUCCGACCCAAUUCGGUAAUCACGAGCUCAAAUCCUCUUAAUUUGCUCUUCAAAGUUGACGUCCGGCCCUGCUUGUUCUGUGGUGUUUUUAGCCGCCAUCACCCUUUAUGGAACCCAAUUCUGGUGUCACUCGUGGGUGAAAAUGCUAAUUCCUUUGAGGGUGUGAUAAGAGACCAGGGACUUCCCCUUGGAAACCAGAUGGGAGAGUCCACCCUCGCUAAUGGAACCGCCCGUAGCACAAUCGACCUUGUGAUCAUACGAUUCGCAACUGGCACACCGCUGUCACCCCUGGCGGUGCCCACCACUUCAUCUAUUGUUCUAUCCCACUCAAAAGCCUCAUCCCACCGAAACGAAGCGUCCGAACGGUCCUCCGUUGGAAACUCGCCAGCCAGGAGGAACGCCGUCAGUGCGCCAAGAAACAGCCGCCCCUAUUUGACCAUCACUCAGCUCACACCGCCCUUUCCGACCUCAACCGCACAGCACUAG
Molecule: messenger RNA, 531 nt
Organism: Phytomonas sp. EM1
Lineage: Eukaryota; Euglenozoa; Kinetoplastea; Trypanosomatida; Trypanosomatidae
Source: the annotation of a GenBank genome assembly